GUAUGGAAUAACCUUGAGGUCCGGUAGCGGUUUCAACCCAUCGCGUCAUCAAUCUAUAACAUGUGUUCACGGAGUUCCUGAUGGAUUAUUAAUCACAGAACAGCUGUAGUAUGGGUAAUGAAGACAGGAUUAAAACAGAUAAUCAUGGAUCACGUUUGGUUUUGUGAAUACUGCUCCUCAACUGAAGGGAAUGAAAGUAGAAAGCUUUUCUCAACACAGAGAGACUUCGUUAAUCAUAUCCGAGCACACCAUUUGGUUCGCAAGUUUAGAAAUGAUGUGGAAACGUUUAUCUGCCGGUAUGGCCCGAAUAAUUCGUGUCUUCUAUCCAAUGGUCUAGAUAGUGUUGAGAAGAGUCAUUCGUCUUGUGAUUCCUUAUUUAAAAGUCAGCGUGACUAUGAAAGACAUUUAGUUGGGUUUCAUCUUCUAAAACAUCCUGUAUACAAACGUCCGGAUGUAAGAUCUCCGCUUCCAAUACCUCCCAUUUCUUCCCACUAUAAUGAGAAACCAUCACGCAAAUGGAGUGUAUACCAAUCAGUUGUGAAUUUACCAGCUGUUUUAAAUGAUCCAAAUUAUCGUGAGAAAGAUAUAUUUACAAAAUUAUGGGGUGAUAAAUUUGAAAAUGCUGAAGUUCUACCCAGUCCACAUCUACCAAUAAUUACAGAGAAACAUUUUAUAGAAUAUUUAAACAAAAUUGGAGUACGUAAACUCGAUACAGAAUCGUGUAGAUCAUCGCCUAAUUGUCAAAUUAAUUCAUCUAAUUCAAUCAAUGAUAUUUCUCAAUCAGUGAAAUUAUCCAAUAAAGUUUUAAAACAUGAACCAUCGCAUGAUAUAUCAACGGCUUCCAUUCCCGCUUUAUACUUUGAUCAAAAUUUCAAUUUGAAAGAUGAAAAGACGUUUUGUCAAGUUAUACCUUUACACGUCCGUCGUUCUCACUUUCAAAAUGUUCGAAACCCAUUUGAAAAUAUCGUUUCCCCAUCAAGUAAACCAGAUUCUGUAAAUAUUUCAAAUCGAUUAAACUAUCCCAAUGAAGAAUUCCUGCAAAAAGAAGCUUUCCGCAAUCAGCAUAAUCAAUUGGUUAAUUAUUUGGAUAUUAUUGAGUUAAAUAUAGUUGAACAGGUUUCCAGAAAAUCUUCAACAUUCUUUGAAGCUAUUCAGUGUCAUGAUGUGAUACGUGAAGAUUUAAGUCAAGCUAUUCGUCAAAUUAAAGAUUUUCGACGUAAAUUGCAUCAAAUUAAUACAUUGACUAUAAUUGACAAGAUGAAAUUGUUACGUGUUGUUAGAAGACGAGAAAACUAUCGACUGGUUGUUAAUAAGUUAAAAUUAAUCGCGAGUCUUCAAGCUACACAACCUACUAUUCAAACUCUAUUGAGAAAUAAUGAUUUUUGUGCUGCCCUGGAUUUAGUGAGCACUACAAAAGAAUUAUUACAUUCACAUUUGAUGGUGAACUCAACUUCCAGUGAUUUAUCAUCAGAUAAUGUGAUGGACCAGCCUAGUAAUAGAAAUUUAACAUCUAGGUUGAAGAAGAAUUCAACUACAUUUCUUUGUCUACGUGAUUUUGAUGCUCAACUAAGUGGCAUUUCCAAUUUCGUGCAUAAAAUGGUCGAAUCAGAAUUUGACAUUUCAUUGUGUCGAUUUUUGGAUCCACCCAUUAAAGAAUAUGGUGGAUUCCAUGACCCAGAUAUUUUAUCCUGUUUCCUUGGUUUAAUACGAAUUAAUCGGUUGGAUUUUGUGAGUGGUUUUCAUGCAGAAAUGCUCAAAAGAGUUAAAGAUAUAUUCUGUCAACAUAUCACUUCAGUCACACGACCUCCAGGAAACGAUAGUGUUACAGAUUCUUCUACAACAACAGGACCUAAUACAACUAAAUUAUCUACUUCUGAUCAACUGCGUAAUAUGCCAUGUGAAAAUUGGAUGACGUUUUUAGUUAAUCUAUGCAAUGACAUAAAAUAUUUACUAAUUCGUGGACAGGAUGUUGUGGAUAUAUUCGAAAAUAACCUCUGUUCUAAUCAUCAGUCAAAUGAAACUGUUGAAAAUAGUACUGUUAUUUCGUCUACUCAUCAACCUUUCACUACAAUUAGUGUGCAUAAAGCCAAAGAACUUGCUAAAUGUAUGCAUAAAACUUUGUGGAAUACAGCUAAUAUAUCCCAGAAACGUUUAUGUUCAAUUGUUUCAUCUCGAUUUCGUCUUGGCUCUAUUCAAUUAAUGGAACCAAAGUUGACGACAUCAACAUCAUUGUCUUCAACUGUUGAUUUAUCAGUGAAUUCACCAAAUCUACAACAAAGACAUUUGUCUACAACUUCAAUAAUGGAUAUUCCAUGUACAACAGUGUUUAGUGAAUAUGUAUUUGAUAAAUUUACUUGGAGUAAUUUUAGAGAAUUAGUCAAAGUACUGAGUAUUUUCCAGGUAUAUGUUCUUCGAGCAUGGUUGAAAUUUUCUGAUAUUCCAAUUAAAACAAUAAUUUGUCAUCAAUCGAAUGAUUCAGAAAAUUGUUUACAACCAAAUGUACAUUCUUUUAAUAAGUCAAAGUCUUGUGUUAAAAAAUCAACGAUUCCUUUAAAUCAAAAAACUUCAAAUGAUGUUAUCCCCUCUUCCAUUAUUAGUUCUAACACUAAUGAUUGUAUAUCUAAUAACCAAUACAUAUUUAAUAUUCAAUCCGAUUUAAUUUUACGUGAUCUUGUACUUGAUAUGAUUAUACUUAUAAUUGACCGAUUUCAUCGUGAAAAUUAUGAUAAAAUAAAUAUGUUAUUGGAUCAAGAAAGAUGGCAAGCAGCUAUUUGUCCAGAACAAGUUCAACAAAUGAUUAAUGAUAUAUCCAUAGAAGUAGGACAUUGUAAAAUGAAGAGUUCACAUCUGACCAACGAACAUUCUCCUUGUACACCGAAUCAUAAUAAUUUGAUUCAGUCAACAGAUAGUGUGAUCUCUACACCCAAUUAUAUUUUUCUACAAAAUGAAGAGUAUACUGUAGUUCGUACAGUUAUACUGUUGUUACCGAUGAUUAAUGAUUAUGUAAAAUUAGAUGAAAAAUUACCUGGUCAACCGUUAACUACUGAAUUCGUUUCAGAUCGUUUAGCCGAUUUACUUAAUCAUUUCAAUUCCCGUGUUUGUCAACUUGUACUUGGUGCUGAGGCAUGUAAACGGGUCGAUCUACAACGCAUAUCUGCUAAAAAUCUUGCCUUGACCCUGCGUAGUCUACAAUUGGUUGUGCAAUUUUUACCAUGUAUACAAUUCUUGUUAAACAGAAUAUCUAAAACGGAUUUUAAUAAAUCAUUAUCAACUAGUGUCGAUAACCUUCUUAUUGCUUCAUUAUAUCAUUCUAACAGUCAGGGGAUAAAUCGAACAACAUUAAAUGGUCUAGAUCAUAUUGAAAAACUAUUUAAUGAACAUAUUGAAAGUAUUUUACAAAAACUUGUUCAAUUAUUAUCGGAUCCAAUUGGUCCAAUGUUUUCUAAUUGGUAUGGUCGUCCUCCGAUACCAAGUAGACAAAUGGAUGAAUUAUGUCGUAAUUUAUCGAAAUUAAUUGGAAUGACUAAAAAUGUAUUACCUGCUAAAACACUUACGUCUAUCCUAUUGCGUGUUCAUAACGAAUUAAAGGUGCAGUUACGUCAUCGUAUUAGUGAACUUGGUAUUGUUGCCGAUGGUGGACCUCAACAAAGCUUGAUCGAUUCGGAAAUCCUCCACUAUAUUGAUUAUUUUAAAACACUCACACCACAACUACAAAAAUUCGUUGAUGAUUGUUCUGAUAUCUGGCCAUCAUAAAUAAUAUUGACUGUCCAUUUACAAAAUUCCCAUGCAAGAUGUGGUCUGGUAAAAAAAGAUAAGCCACAAAUACGCUUCUGCCUGUCUAUAUUAGCUAGAAGUAUUUAUUCACCUUGUGUCUUUCAUUAUUUAUAAAUGGAUAUACUUUAUAUUUUGUGAAUAAAUUGUGAGUCUUUCAUUAUUGUGAAUGUUUAUACAUACAAAGAAUAAACUGAUUUCUGUGGUCCUAUCAUUCCAAUAGACAUAUUUAAAUAGAUCAAUUGUGUGUGUGUGUGUAUUCGUGCGCAAAAUGUUUCUCCCUCCCUCACUUGUGUAUACAUUUUCCUCUAUUCUCUGCUGUUAUUAUCAGUAUUAUUAUGUUUUGCUGUUUCUUUCUGUCUUACUUUAUUCCUUCUGUUCAUAUUCAAGUUUUUUAAUGAGUAAAUUUUCCACAUUAAACUUUAAUUUUAGUAAUAAUAAUCUUUUUAAAUUAUCAUUAUUAGUAGUACCAGUAAAAUGGGUUUACACAGUAUUCAUCUAUUGUUUAUUAUUGCUUCUAUUGAAGAAUAUGUUGUAUAAUUUUUUUUGGGGGGGUGUCAAUUAAAUGUGUGGGAAAACGAUAUAGAAGUUUGCAAAUUUCUGUAAUAUGUGUUACUAAUUAAUGAAAUCUCUUUUAAAUAUCAGGUAACUUGUCAAUUGAGUUCAAGGCGUUUUGUUAUGCUGUGUUGUUUUCUAAGUCUUACUCAUAUAUAUAUAGGAUUUUCAUUCGACAACCGAGUCAAUAAUAUAUGCAUACUGAAUGUACAGACUUCUCGAAUCCUGGCCAAUAAUGUAUAUUUAUCAUAUAGUCUGUCUGAUUGGUCGAACGUUUCAUUUUUUCUUAGUCUUUGAGGGACAUAGUACCAUCCAUGUAAGAAUAGAUUGAAGUUUACGAGACGACUAUCGUAUUAAAGUUGUGUAGAAUUGAGUUUUGAAUGUUCAUUCUAAUGGUUGAAAAUCAUGAAAUAGUGGGGUGAUUUAUUUGCUGGUUCACUUCAGCUAAAAUUUGACUAAAUGUUUAUAACUUUACUUUUUUCAGCUUAUUGUUGUAUAAACAGAAAACACAAUGGAGACGAAUAAAAAAAUAUUUGUGUUCUUUUUUAUUUAGUGUAUCAAGUAUUAACGAAGUUUGGUUCAAUGUUAUAUUUGCUAAUUGCAUUUUUAAAUUGAUAAUUCAAAGGAAUCAUUUGCAUCUAUGAAUUCACGUAAUCCAUCCAUGUUUCUACUACACCUUCUAAUUCAUUUAAUUCCAGUUUAAAAAAAUCAAUGAACUAUCUGUACUGAAAUCUGCCUAGCGUCUUGCAGAAUAUGUUAAGUAUAGAAAUGUAGUGAAAGCACCUAGUAACAUAGGUGAUGUUUAAAACAGCACUUCUGGAUAUUCUGCAGAAUAAAUCAAUCGUAGUAACUUUUCUAUGGCACCAUUCUCUAUCAUCCGCUUAGUUUUAGAGUUUACUAAAUUUUAGCAUUUGAUUAUCCAUUAGAUUCAUUUGGGUAAUUGACGCAAACUGGAUUCUGUCAAAUAUAAUUUGUUGGACAUUUUCGCUUCCGAAGGUUAUGCAGAGAACCAUUUUGUGCACAAGUGUUUUUUACGUUAAAUUCAUAAGGAAAUUCAAAUAAAAGACAUUGUUUGAAAUGCAAAGUAAAUUUUUUUUAAUUAAGCUAAGCCGGUUGGAUAAUGGUGUGCUACAGUGGUUAUUAUUGAAGGCAUUUUGUUAUCAUCUGCAGUAUUGUCAAAAAAUUGAAACAGAACGUUUUGUAAACUCAUCUUGACUAUCUGUAAGCGCAAUAAUGACCGAAAUUCAGUAGAUAUAUGAACUGUACUUUUGUAUAGUGAGGUCAUUGACGUAAGUAAUGUUUUUCUGGGAAGAUAUCAGUGAUUCAUUCCCCAAAAAAAUAGUUGGAACUGCAGAAAGAAAAUGUCAACCAGCUUCCAAAUAAAAGUCAUUAGAAAAUAAGAAAUGUGAGUACUAUGUUGAAUACUGCUUCAUUAUUUCCAAGACGAAUAGAUCAGGAUGAAGUUGAGAGUUAUUUUAUGUGUUUUUAAAAAUAAUAUUUACCAGCAAUAGUGAAUCUAAGAAAAUCUGUAAGGAAAUAUUUAACCUCAAAAAUUUCUUCUUGAUAGCAUUAUCCUGAUGUUAAUGUGAAAAUCCUCAAUGAAUCACAUUAACCUUCACUCAUUGAUUUUAAAAUUGAUAAUCAAAAUUCAAUGUAAAAUAUUCAUAGUUCAUUUUCUGUGAUCUUGAUGAUUUCUCAAAAUAACCACUGGGUAAGUACAUGAAUAAUCAGUUUGUUUAGCAUAGAUUUUUCUUAGAAUCGAAUCAUUCAGCACCUAGCUAUAAAUCAUAGAUUAAAAUCCAAGAAAUUGUGCUGAUUUAAAAUUUUUGAUAUAUUGUUCAACUUAUCUUCACUCUAUCUGAACAGUUGUAACACACACACACACUAUUUGUACUACUUGAUCAAAAGGUGACUUUACCUCUGGUUACCAUUUCUCAUUAAAAGUUAUCCUCAAAGAAUUUUUUUGUUGUUGUUUGAGUGAAGUUUAUGAUCUAAAUGUAAAUAAAUUGAGUUUAUAUUUAUCAUCUUGUGUUAGACUAUUUGAUUGUAUAUUAAAUCACUUUUUCCACAAUAAAAUAAACCUUUUUCUUUCUU
Molecule: messenger RNA, 6420 nt
Organism: Schistosoma margrebowiei
Lineage: Eukaryota; Metazoa; Platyhelminthes; Trematoda; Strigeidida; Schistosomatidae
Source: the annotation of a GenBank genome assembly